AUGGAGCUAAGCCAUAAUUUUAAUGACGACCAUCCGCAAGAAUCAACCAACGCCCACGAAUCCUCGGGGGCAACCGAGACGGACGGUGAAGGUGGAGCUCGUAAAAAACGGAAUCGAAAUUUCCCGACCCACGAUUGCUCGGUCAACCAUGAUGUCGACGUGGUGAAGCUUCUAAUGCCGGCCGAUUCCGUUCUAAAAAGGUUUGCUCGGUGGUGGCGCAGACGUUGCCUUAUCGAUCACCGUAGCCCUUUGGCAAAGCUCGUUUUCCGCAGUGACACGGCAUUAAAGCGCGAACUGUCACGCCAUGUCACGUACUAUCCGCGCACAAUUCAUCCAUUCAGCUACUUCCGGUUCAUCUGGGAAUGCAUCAUGAUAGUAACGUUUGCGUCCGCCUUCCUGAUGAUCCCGUACGAUGUGGUAUUUCUGUUCCAACAGGAAGAUUACUAUCCUUUCUCACCCUUUCACGUGGUGCUGCUCUGCACAGAUGGUGUUUGCUUGUUAGACGUGGUGGUUAGGUUCUACUCCGGCACGUACAAGCGACGAAAGCAGCAGGUAGAUCUCGACCUAAGCCGCGUGCGGAUGCAAUAUCUGCGCUUGUGGUUCUGGAUCGACAUUAUCAGUUCGGCACCCGAUCCGUUGAUGACGCGCCUGAUUCCACCCUCUACGCUCGACAACUCGCUGCUGUACUGCCUACACAGGCUCGACUUUCACCCCGGGUGCCUGUGGGACUUCUGGAGCCUAAUGUCGGUGAUAAAGAUCUUCCGCUUCCGGACGUUUCUGCGCUACAUUCGCCGACUCUGCCAGCGGAUGGGGUUGCGGCGCAAUGUCAUUCAAUUUACCACCAUCCUUGCCACCGUGCUGACCGUGUUCCACUGGAGUGCCUGCUUUCUGUUUCUCGUGAUGCGCCUGGUACAGGGCCCCAAUUUGGCGAAUGUUGACCAGCGCUCCUGGACCCAGCAGAUCCCGUUUUGGAAUCAAACCGCCUUCGUCCGAUACCUGGAAUGCUCCUACCGGACCCUGUACACCGUGACCCACAUCACGCACAAUUUCAGCGAAUCCAUGACGUACGACGAUAUGCUGAUGUCCCUGAUCUUCACCGUCGGUGGGUAUAUACUGAAGAUUUACCUGCUAGCCGAGCUGCUUAUUUUCAUUCGCAUCCUGUUUUCCAGCGCGAGCAAGUACCACGAGUAUCGAUACGAGCUGAGCAACUACAUGCGCCAUGAGCAGCUGCCGGCCGGUCUGCAGAAGCAAAUCUUGAAGUUCUACGACAUCCGCCACCCGCGGGUUUACAGCCGGUGGUCACUGAUGCGGACGCUCGUCGGAGAACAGCUGUUUGGCGAGUUCCGGAUGGAAAUUAUGGGCUCAUUGAUUCGGGCCUGCCCACUGUUUGCGGCCGUGUUUUCCGAGCAUCAGCUGACUGCGAUAGCGCUUGGGAUGCAUUUUCAAAUUUUCACGAAGAACGACAUCAUCGUGCGCUGGGGAGCAGAGCAUGUUGACGGCGGUACCAGUGACAAGGACAACUGGAACAUGGUGUUUAUCGUGUCCGGUACGGUUGCCAUUUAUACGAGCCGUUGGAAAGAGGUGUUGCACUUGGAAGACGGCGAACACUUUGGCGAGUUUCAGCUGCUCUUUGAUGAGGACAUGGUGAAAUUUCCGAACCUUGUGGCGGUGGAAAAUUGCGAGUUGUACAUGCUGUCGCGAGGCUGGUUCGAUGCAUUCCUGAAGUCAUACCCGGUGCAGCGGCGGAAACUAAUCGAUUUGGCGACCGAACAACUGCAGCAGAUGAAGCAGAUGCGGCGAACUACCGUGCUAGAGACGCUGGCGAACGUCGAAACGGUUCAAAUGCACAGCUCCAGAUCGGACGGCGCACCGUGAAUUCGUUUUGCUCCCCGGGGCGAAUAAUGCUUGAGCCGCGCGUAACUUCCGGGCAGGGCAAUCAAUCAUUUCCGGAUCCGAAGCCCACGCGGAAGCUGGAGGUUUAUGCUAUUUUUCACCGUUAAUAAUAUUUAUGGUUUUGAAUCUUCAUCCACCUUUGCGCGGUGGUAUUCAUUCGCUUGUGUGCCAUUUCUUUCGCCUCUUGAUGUUUAUUAAUAUUGAGUGGGCAAUCGUAUUUUUGCCGGAAUUGAAAGAAAGGCCUUUCAGCGCGUCGCGAAUGGAGCGAAUUUAAUUAAACAUUUUGCCGUGAACUCGUGCUCGCUCGAGUGGAGCAAGCUGCUAGAGUGUCAAUAAGUCAGUUAACACCGAGAAAAAUGAUCAAGCAAAGGAAAGGGAGACAUCAUGUCUGGUGCACCGAACCAAAGGUUCCCCGGGUGUUAAACAAAUGAAGGAGUGAAUUUGAUUUUAAAUCAGAUAUACCUUAUUCAAAUUAA
This is a messenger RNA of Anopheles nili, 2369 nucleotides long. Its product is annotated as potassium/sodium hyperpolarization-activated cyclic nucleotide-gated channel 1-like. The transcript is spliced from 10 exons. Lineage: Eukaryota; Metazoa; Arthropoda; Insecta; Diptera; Culicidae. The record is from RefSeq and is a predicted model, not a curated record. The coding region runs from base 1 to 1875 and encodes 624 amino acids.